UUAUUGAUUAUCAUUUUCUUUUUUCAGAGACCAGCACAAUGUGAAUUAAUGAUUGAAAUAUUAAAACUGCGUGAAAGUGAAAUUUUUGAAUAAGUCAGAAACCAGAAAGUGUAAAUAUGAUUCGAUGUAAAAAUUCUAUAAAAAUUUCAUAAACGAGAUAACAGAUAUCUAACAUUACUUAGAUCAGGGAAUAGAAGAGCUUGAAGCAGUGGGGAAAUGUUACCUAUGCGUGCAUGAAGGUGCUGGGAUGUGUACUGCUUAAGACACUCAUGUAGGUUAGAGAGAGGGGGAGUACUGAUCUCCCAUCUUCAGCUGCAGAUCCUGCAGUGACGACUCCUGAUAAUGCUGUCAGCACCAUCAGGUUCCUCUAGUUUAGUUCCACUUCCUGACCAGACACUUCCGCUCUCCACAAUUAGAAAAUCGGCUUCAGAUGGACAGGUUGUUCCCUUGGGUAGUGUUGGAUCCAGGAGGGUGAGCAAUCAAUCCCUUCCCUCUCCCACGGAGGAGGAAAUGGUUCCACGGCGGGGAAGCGACGGUGAGAUCUCGAUGAUGGAAAACUCCAACGAUGACGAUCCUUGUUCCCCAGUUGCGCUCGGGAUUACAGACUGGAGCGAUUGCGCGAGUCCUAACGCGCACAUUUUUGUCCCGACUUCUGGGAGUGUACAAAGCUGUUAUCUGGCACAAGAUUGUUUGCAUUCAGGGAUGAAGUUUAAAUGCGUUGCCUGCAGAACUAUCGCACAUCAAGGUUGUAUCUCUGCCUUAAAUAGUGUGUUUCCUUGUAAGCUAACCUUCAGAGAGUGUGUGAGGAAGUAUCGUGAACAAACGGAUGUUCAUCACCAUUGGGUCAUUAGGAAGCAGAUGAAAGGGAAGUGUAUAUCUUGCCACAAAAACUUCCAAUCCAAGCUCGGUUCCAAGUUUAGCAGUGCAGCUGUUGGUAUCAACUGCUCCUGGUGUAAGCUAGCGCUGCACAACUCUGACACAUGCCGCGCUCUUGUCGUAUCCAAUCCAGUCUGUGAUCUCGGAGUACACUCAGGUAUCAUAAUCCCUCCGUCCUGGAUUAUAAAGCUCCCUCGGAAGGGAUCCUUUAAAUCCAGCAUCAAAAAUUCCCCUAAGCGCAGUGGCGAACAUAGACUCCAAAUUUGUGAAAAAGUGCGCACCGAACAAGCUACCAAAGUGCCAAAGGAACACCCAACCUUCCUCCUCAAACCUAUUCCUGUAGCUCACGGGUGUCCGGUCAUAGUGUUUUUAAACCCUAAGAGUGGGGGAAACCAGGGAGAGAAACUCAUGCAAAAAUUUCAGUGGCUCCUGAACCCUAGACAGGUUUUUGAUCUUAGUCAAUCUGGACCUCUUCCUGCAAUAGAACUAUAUAAACGUGUUCCUGGAGUCAGGUUCCUGGCGUGUGGCGGAGAUGGGACAGUAGGUUGGGUUCUAUCCGUACUAGAUAAGGCUGAUGUCCCGUCCCCACCUCCAGUGGGUGUGCUACCCCUAGGAACUGGGAAUGAUCUAUCCCGGACCCUGGGUUGGGGUGGAGGGUAUACUGAUGAACCGAUUAGUAAAAUUCUUAUCUCCCUACAACACGCAGAUAUAAUCAAUGUUGACCGAUGGCAGCUCUCUCAUCAACCUAAUCCAGAAUAUCCGCCCAGUGAUAAGGGAGAGGACCGGCUACCCAUGCAGGUGGUGAAUAAUUACUUUUCCCUGGGUGUGGACGCCCUCAUAGCUCUCCAGUUUCACGAGGCCAGAGAGGCCAAUCCUCAGAAGUUCAACUCUAGGAUCCGGAACAAAAUAUUCUACGGACAGACCGGAGGUAAAGAUUUAAUUCUCCGGAAAUGGAAAUCUUUGACGGACUAUAUCCGGGUCGAAUGUGACGGACGGGAUAUAACGCCUAAGCUCCGUGAGCUGAAAGUCCUGGCGGUCAUUUUUCUCAACAUUCAUCAUUAUUCGUCCGGGACCCGUCCUUGGAAUCGUCAAUUCGGCGAGCAGCGUCUGGACGACGGACUGCUGGAGGUUAUUGGUGUGACGACAUAUCAGUUCCCGCUUCUACUCGCUGGAGGUCAUGGACACUGUAUUACACAAUGUCAGACUGCUCGAAUAACAACAAUGAAGACAAUACCUAUGCAAGUGGACGGAGAGGCUGUCAGAGUUAAUCCUUCUGUUAUAGAGAUAAGGUACCUGAACCAGGCCAAAAUGCUUGUGAAGAGGCAGAGUGGGAGUAAGGUUCGGAGUACAGGUCUACCCUGUGCUCUGCUCAGGAUUGGAGUUUCCAAGAUAUCUAUGGUGGACUACGAGGUGUACCAUUGUAACAAGGAUCAGCUGAAAUCGUUAGCAAAACCUUUCGGUGAACUCAAUGUAGAAUCAACAGCUGACUUAGAACAGGUUCGGUCCCUAGUUAGAAAACUACAAGAAAACAAUAUUGGUCCUGUACAAUCCAAGCUUCAGUCGGAAUGGUGUUUCCUAGACUCAGUUACUGCCGAGAGAUUUUUCAGGGUGGACAGGGCACAAGAAAAUUUACAUUUCUUGCCGGACAUUUGUGAGAACACCUUGUAUAUUCUUGAGACAGAGGAAAUAGUCGAGGAUAUUCAGAGUAACCUCUCUAAUCUACUCCCUGAAGAUCUGAUGACUCCACCCCGGUCCCCACUCACCCCUAUACCUGGAGACCCACUCCACGAGGAUAGAUUACCUACCACUCAACCAUCAUCAGACAAUGAACUGCUAGAUGAGGAAGAAAAUCACCAGAAAAGAGUUGGAGCUCUUAAAGAGCGUGGUGGAAUUGAUGCUUCUGUUCCAACCUUUGGUCUCACACCUCCUGAUGAUGACUCCCUGAAAACUACAGAUGGGAUCCUAAAGGCAGCUCGGCUAGGGGAUUUAAAGAUGCUACGUGAAUUGUGUACUGAAGGAUAUUCUCUACUCUCUAGGGACGAAACAGGGAAAACAGCACUUCACUAUGGUGCAAGGUUUGGACAUAAAGAGAUAAUUAAGUUCUUAGUGAUGAACGGCCCUCCUACUUUGAUUGACAUGACUGAUUAUGAGAAGGGACACACUGCUUUACAUAAAGCCGCGGCAUACAAGCGCAGAACCAUCUGUUGCAUGCUAGUGACUGCAGGCGCCAACCUUAUUAUAGAGGAUUCUUCAGGAAAAACUGCCCAACAGUUGGCGCUGAGCGCUGAAGACGACGAUCUGAGCGCCUACCUAGAGUCCCAGGAACUAUUCCAGACUUCAAAUAAAGAUUUUGAAACUCAAGUUUGAAUUGGUCAAACAGAAAUUUAGAGGCUUCCGGAGCAAACGUAUAUGUUAAGACCACGAAAAAAUUCCAUUCUUCCGAUAUUAUCACUAAUUCGAUAUAUGUGUGAAACUAUUUAUAGAUUUAUUAUUGGUAUGAGCUAAACCCUUCGUUUCACAAUUGAAAAUCAAGAGUUUUGAUUUUAGUUGGUAUUGAUUAUUUAUAUGAUUAUUGAUUACUCAGUAUUAUGAUAAUUUUUCUAGAUUGUUGGGAUUAUCAUUAGGGUUGAAUUCAGUGUAUGAAAAUAAUCCUUUACUCUUCCAGUAUCCAUGUCAUGACACAAUGUAACGCAAAAGUAUUUUUUAUUUUUCUUAUUCUCGUAAAUCCAGAUUUUCUGUUAAUCCCUGCAUCUAGUAUUUAGUUGUGAGUACUAUUUUAAAAAUCAUCUUUAUAAACUUCUUUAUACUCAAUCUAGUCAAAACAAAUGGAAGAAAAUAUUAUAUUUAUUGACCUGUAAGGAAGGUUAAUCCUACAGGCUCUCCUGGUGUCUCAUAUACAUAUAUUGUAUAAUGCAGGGUCAACUUUAUUAUUUCAGGUUUAUCAGAGAUUGUUUGAAAUUAUAAUUAUGUUAAAAAUUGAUUCAUUGAUUACAGAAAUUUUCCGACUUUAGAACAUUGUUGAAUGUAUAAAGGGAUUCUCAACGAAAUCAUAAGUGUUCAUUAAAAGGGUUUGAUAAAUACAUAUAACAGUCCCUUUAAAUUUAUAUUUGAGAAAUGAUGACGUAGAACUCGCGUUUAUCCUUCCUGGAAUUUAACCAAUUUUUUUUCUUGUUCUGUGGUGUCAAUGUCCCAUCAUCGAAUAUUUUAAGAAACUAUUUUUAUUGGAACUCGAAAAAAAUAGAAAAUAUCAUAAAAUGUCGUUUACAAUCCCAUUAAUGAAACUUUCUUUGUUGAACUAGAAUAUUAUUUAUUGUCCGGCAUUCUAGAAUAUUUUCAGGGAUUAAUAUUCUUGCAUUCAUUUACUCGCCCCCCCCCCCGUUUUGCUUAAAAAAUAUAUUUCUUCCUUUAAAAUGUAUAUUUGUUCUCCUGUUUGACUUAAGAAAAUAUUUCUUCAUUUUAAAAAAUUGAACGUUUCUGUCACCCACCCAACAUGUUCCGUAAUUUUUACCAUUUCCAAGGGCCGGGAGGUGGGAAGGGUUGUGAUUUGCAGCAAUAUUUUCCCACUUUUUAUCCCCUUUGUGGAAUUAGAUGUGAUAUAAACCUAUCUAUUAAUAUUUUUGUUUAAAUAUUUUGCUACGCCAGCAGUACAGUAGCAAGCAGUUAUUUUGUACAUUAACAUUAUGUGAUGUCAACUGUACAACAAUCCCUGAGUAAAAUAUGUACAUUGACCAGAAUAUAAUUUAUAGAUUAUUUUAAACAAUUGUCGUAGUGUUAACAAACCCUUCUGCACAAGA
Molecule: messenger RNA, 4670 nt
Organism: Eurytemora carolleeae
Lineage: Eukaryota; Metazoa; Arthropoda; Copepoda; Calanoida; Temoridae
Product: eye-specific diacylglycerol kinase
Exons: 29
Coding region: 343-3243 (966 amino acids)
Biological process (GO): intracellular signal transduction; lipid phosphorylation; diacylglycerol metabolic process
Molecular function (GO): protein binding; ATP-dependent diacylglycerol kinase activity
Source: RefSeq, a predicted model, not a curated record